AUGAAGGACCGACCUAGCACCCCUCUCGUAGUUAAAAGAGCGCUGUCAGGGGGCCGUGGAAAGAAAAACGUGAAAAAACGAAGACAACGAUUUUUCGAUCGGUUCAACAGGAGUGAUUCCUUCGGAGAUGACAGUAGCUCAACUCCUCGAGCGAUAUGUGUGUCGCGUUUCCACACUGAGCUUCAUGGCCGGAUAUUUGAUCGGGUAGGAAAUCGGAUCCAGUACGUCUGUCCCGUCUGCAAAGAAAAGUGGCUAGGACGAUCACAGACCGCAGAGCAAAUUAACGAAGAACUGAUCCAAGAAGGGUUUGAAGCUGCGCGCAUUCUAAUCCAGAUGGCGAGCGAUGGUCUCAUCUCAAUCUCGGAUCUCCCCAAGUCCCCAAACAAGGAACCUCUCGAGAGUGAUUUGGACCAAACCGUCUCACUUUCGGAGGAAGAAGAUCUUCCCAAAGCUAAAAGAUAUACUGCAGAUGCGUAUUCUAAUAGUCAUGAUGUCGGCUAUCAGCAUCAGCAUCAGGAGCAUAAGCUUGACGGGUCCGAUGACGAUGUGGAAGAAAGGAAAAACAGAAAUUCAAAUGCAAGUCCAAACCUUCCACCCGACAUGUUUGCGAUGAUCCUCGAGAAAGUAAUAAAUAAGGAACCUAAGUGCGCGUUGGAUCUCUUGGUACCCGAUUGGAAUGCUUGUAAGCGAGAACAUCGUACUCUAGAAAGAUCGCUACAACUAACAAGAGUUGUUACUUAUACGCGAGGAAUUGGUUAUCAAGCUAGUCACUUCACGGCGAAUUUCGACCACGGAGAAGAUCACAUUUUCCUCCCCAUGAAAACCCUCGACGAUCGUGUCCUUACACUCAAUAAAUGGUGCUACGACGAAACGGUCAGGAUAUUCUUCCAGGAGGGUACACAGGUCUUCCGAAUGGCAAUAGAUACCCUUCCGGAUGAUAUCGCCGAACAAAGUUUCCUAACGCAUGUUCAAGAUACUUACCCCAUACGCGGACAAGUACUACGACGAUUUCUCCCCUUCGACGACGACCUACCUACCGUUGCAAACCGGAAGACGCCAUUCGGUAAAUCUCACGUCUUUAAGCUCCUCCGACAUUUAGUAGUUCACUCACCCUUAGCAUUAAUGGAUGUAAGUGCCCGUAGCAUGGUUGAUCCCGAGACGGAAAUCAGCGACGACAAUCUUGAGGCUCUCGAUAUGGCCAUAGACCUUGAUCGCGCCACGCCCAUAUGGCUAUCUUGGUCGAAGAUGCCGCAACUUGAGAGCGUGCUCCUAGACCUGCGCAUCUACAGCCACGACUUAAACACGGAACGCGGAUGUAUCGGUAAGUCUGAAAUCAUCAAACGUGCGCAAGAAAUGGGCCGCUGGCUGAAGUUGAAGCUACUCGUCAUCGCAGGCUUGCAAAGCUAUGGUUUUGCGACAAGUUACGACUCUUAUACAGCCGAACGUAUCGAGAGCGAGGAUGAGAUAAACGGUGAGCCUAAUUGGAUCAAGAUAUUCAUGCCUGCUAUACAACCCGGGGGUAGGAUUAUCCUCGUUGACCGGUUGGCGGACGAUUUAUCAUCUUUAUUCUAG
Molecule: messenger RNA, 1572 nt
Organism: Annulohypoxylon truncatum
Lineage: Eukaryota; Fungi; Ascomycota; Sordariomycetes; Xylariales; Hypoxylaceae
Exons: 1
Coding region: 1-1572 (523 amino acids)
Source: RefSeq, a predicted model, not a curated record